ACCCACUUAACCCACCGUUAAACCAGGAGCCCACUACGAGACAACUAGUUAGCGUUUAGCUUAAAAUAGCUUCCUGGCUCGAGAAACCCUGCGUGGCGGCAAAUUGACGUCGCUCUCGCAGUUUUAGACAUCUCCAGACGUUGGCUCGGACUUCUCUCUUCGACUCUUCAGGCAAAAUGGGGAAACAGAACAGCAAGCUGACCCCCGAGGUGAUGGAAGAUCUGGUGAAGAAUACAGAAUUCAAUGAACAUGAGCUAAAGCAGUGGUACAAGGGUUUCCUUAAGGACUGCCCCACUGGACGUCUUAACCUAGAGGAGUUCCAGCAGCUCUAUGUCAAGUUCUUCCCUUACGGUGACGCGUCCAAGUUUGCCCAGCACGCCUUCAGGACUUUUGACAAGAACGGCGACGGCACCAUCGACUUCAGAGAGUUCAUCUGUGCGCUGUCCAUCACGUCACGGGGCAGCUUUGAGCAGAAGCUCAACUGGGCCUUCAACAUGUAUGACCUGGAUGGAGAUGGCAAGAUAACACGGGUGGAGAUGCUGGAAAUCAUCGAGGCAAUCUACAAAAUGGUGGGCACGGUGAUCAUGAUGAAAAUGAAUGAGGAUGGGCUGACGCCUGAGCAGCGGGUGGACAAGAUCUUUUCCAAGAUGGAUAAGAACAACGAUGACCAGAUCUCGCUGGAAGAGUUCAAAGAGGCGGCCAAGAGUGACCCCUCCAUCGUAUUACUCCUGCAGUGCGACCUCCAGAAAUAAGGUGAAGGCUGAGCGGAGCAACCCCGACGAGAUGACACCGCCGCUGCCACCACGGACUGCAAAGAAAAGAAUUUCAUGUUCCAUUCAGUUUGCAGCUAUUUCCACUGAACAACUACAGAAAAUCAAAUGCUCGGACAACCUCUCAAUGGAUCUUGCUUCUUGUGUUUGAAACACUCGUGUGCAUGAGAAUGUUAUUUGCUUUUAUCGAAAACGGAAAUAAACACACACAAAAUAUGCCACUGUAUAUUAAUGACACGCACAAAUCAUAUAUAAAUAUAUAUAGUGACAACUUUGAAGAUCAAAUACCAAAAUGUGAAGUGUGCUGGUUUUUUUUCCCCCACUCAAGUUUCAUUCUAUCGGAACAUCAAUGAUGUGCCACACUAGAUUUGCCGCUAUACUCUAUUUGUUGUUCCACUGAUCCUAGCUUUACGUGUUUAUGAAAGUCAACCAAACCAAAUUCCUAUGUUCAUGCAUAUGCCUCUAUCUGUCAAAUAUUAGCUCUAGUUAAUAAAACAGACAAGUUGGGUUGUCUGGCAUUUCCUCCUCAAACAUGCUUGUACUGUCAGUUGAAACAACUAUAAAACUACAAGAAAAGAAAAUUUGUAAAUACAUUUAAUUUGCAUGCCGUUACGUUCUGCCUUAAAACUCUCGUCAUUUUGCAUCCUGCGAUCGAAGACAAGAAAGCCUUAUCAAAGCUGUUACCUGUGAAGAAAAGUGUCUGUGGGAAAAGGGCGGGGAAACCACAUUAUUGUGGGACGUCACGUGUGACCAUUUUUUUUUCCUGACUGCUUUAACUGUGGGAGCAUGUGACCUUGUAGAUUAGCUUUAGUCAAUGUCGCUAAAAACAUAAGCCUGAACCUUGAGUGUCAAAAACAAACCUUCAUUUAUCAAUGCAUACAGGUGAUUUGAGAAGAGAUUUAAAGUGGAAAAUGAAAAUCCAUCACAAGCAAGUUGGAUUCAAGUUGGGAUAAAAAUGUACUCUUCUCUUUUAUCUCUGGAGAAAUUGUUCAAAGUAGGUUACUUAAAUAAGUGUGCACUUACACAGGUUCUUCUGCCAUACCAUGCUUCAGCAAAAUUUUGUUAUGGCUGUCAAUAACUGGUGAGAGGGAGGAAUAAAAAGCACGUUAUACCCACCCUUGUGUUGUGUGUGUUUGUGCUAAUGCAUGAACAAGCAUACCAUGGUUGGGUCAGGUUGCGCUUCAGGUGCCAAACAGGCCAAGACACAGGCCAAAGUUAAACAUCUUUGGUCAAGGUGAUCUUGUUUUCAGAAUUAUGUGAUCCAGACUGAAUGAAAUGGUACAUUUCAGUUUGUCCUGGUGGCUUUAAGAUUAAACAACAAUCAAUUCCACAUAAUUGAGAUUCUGACCCAACUAUUGAUUAAUUUUGUUAUGCUCAUCAGUCAUUCCGAGCUUUAGUUUCACCUUCAUAGGCAUCAUCAAGAACAUGCAACUUGCAUAUCAGUUCAAUUCAUAAAGAAAUGAGGCCUCCAUUCAAACAGCCGUUUUCCCAAUGCGCCAACAAAUCUUUGUAAGUCAAAAAGAGGAUAUCGCUACCUGUAGAGCCACAUGAAAAAAACUUUCCACCAUCAAACUAAACAUUUUUGUACUAUUUUAUUACGAGUGUCUCUCUCUCAUUGUAUGGAUGCAAAGUAGCCAGUGUUGCAAAGGUCAACGGAAAUGCAUCAUAAUCUUUCAGUAGAUAUGUUCAUCUUGCCCUUGUUAUGAGCUGCUUUAAUGCAACACAGCCAAGUGUUUUACUACCCAAUAUGUCCUGAUGUAUAGCAGAAUUCCUCAGCAAUGUGGCUUGUCCUUCUAGGUUAUAAUUUCUUGAACCUUUUGGUAUAUUUUCUUUUUUUUUGGAGGGGGGGGUGUUUCUAACAAGUCUGUUAUUGCAAAGAUCAAGAUACCAAAUGUAAGCAAAAGGCUAUUGUGUAGGAUUCUUUUGUAGCAUGUAUUGUGUUCCUGAUGACAUGGCUGCACUACACCCUGUCUUGUGAUUUAAUCUAAUAAAAGGAACUCUAUGGGCCGUUUCAACACUA
Messenger RNA from Syngnathoides biaculeatus (alligator pipefish), 2790 nucleotides. It is a transcript of the gene vsnl1a, whose product is annotated as visinin-like 1a. The record is from RefSeq and is a predicted model, not a curated record. The transcript is spliced from 5 exons. The coding region runs from base 177 to 752 and encodes 191 amino acids. Gene Ontology annotation, molecular function: calcium ion binding. Lineage: Eukaryota; Metazoa; Chordata; Actinopteri; Syngnathiformes; Syngnathidae.